AAACUUCGAGCAUUGGGUUCUAUUUGUUUCCUCCAACUGUUGACAACAGGAAACACACAAGAGGCUACACUUGCUGACUUUUAGAGAGAGUACAGUAAAGGACUUCAAUUAAAUCUCUUGGGAAUGGAUCCUGUGUGAAAGCAAGAAGCUAUUGUGAUAAACAUGGCGUCUCACAGCUCCAAGAGGUGUGCGACUGUGAAGAAAAAGUUUGUUCCUAAGACAAAGCCACCUGAACCUGUGGUAGAAUACGUUACACCUGGGGGCUAUGAGCUGGAGAAGAUCCUUAACCGUGACUGCAUGGAGUACACUCACAUCAACCAGGUCUGGCCCAACGUCUGGAUUGGAGAUGAAGAGAGUGCCAAAGACAAAUACAACCUGAAGAAAUUGGGCAUGACCCACAUCCUGAAUGCAGCAGAGGGGACGUGGAAUAAUGUGGACACGGGAGCGGAGUACUAUAGCGACAUGGACAUGGUCUACUAUGGGGUCGUGGCGGAGGAUACUCCAACCUUUGACCUUAGCCAGUACUUCUUUUCUGCAGCCCAGUUCAUCGACCAAACACUCAACAUACCCGAAAAUAAGCUGCUGGUGCACUGUGUGAUGGGGAGAAGUCGGUCAGCCACCCUGUUCCUGGCAUACCUGAUGAUCUGUAAGAACAUGACGGUGGUGGACGCCGUGGACCACGUGAAGCGACGCAGGCGUAUCAUCCCCAACUGGGGCUUCCUGAAACAGCUCAGGCAGCUGGACACUUACCUCUUAGGACAGAGGGACGAAGUGACGACUGUCAAGGGAAAAGGACAAGAAAAGGACAAGGAAAGAGAGGGGGAUGAAUUGAAGGAUCAAAUGUGAUCGAUGCACCCU
This is a messenger RNA of Oncorhynchus masou masou (cherry salmon), 858 nucleotides long. RefSeq names its product dual specificity phosphatase 29-like. Bases 163 to 846 code for a protein of 227 amino acids. NCBI's taxonomy places the organism in Eukaryota, Metazoa, Chordata, Actinopteri, Salmoniformes, Salmonidae. The record is from RefSeq and is a predicted model, not a curated record. The transcript has 4 exons. Gene Ontology annotation, molecular function: MAP kinase phosphatase activity; protein tyrosine/serine/threonine phosphatase activity. Gene Ontology annotation, cellular component: cytoplasm. Gene Ontology annotation, biological process: negative regulation of MAPK cascade; protein dephosphorylation.